This is a messenger RNA of Bipolaris zeicola 26-R-13, 312 nucleotides long. RefSeq lists its product as uncharacterized. Bases 1 to 312 code for a protein of 103 amino acids. NCBI's taxonomy places the organism in Eukaryota, Fungi, Ascomycota, Dothideomycetes, Pleosporales, Pleosporaceae. The record is from RefSeq and is a predicted model, not a curated record. The transcript has a single exon.
AUGUCUCUGAAUGACAACCAGCGCAGUCUCAUCCUAAAUCAUGCCGAUCGUCUGCUCACCACUCGGGCUUGGCCAAAGACGAUCUGCCCUUCCGAGAUCGCACGUGCAUUGUCCGGCGCGGAGCUGGACACGUUGAACGCAACAACAUGGAGAGACACCAUGGACAUUAUACGGCAGCUAUUGUGGGAGAAACGAGCAUCUGGCGAAGUUGAAGUUAUGCAAAAAGGAGAAGUGGUGGCCGCAGAGAGCUUGGAGGAUAUCAGAGGUCCAAUUCGAGUGAGAUUGGCAAAGACACAAGUUAGUCGGGUAUAG